Molecule: messenger RNA, 809 nt
Organism: Capsicum annuum
Lineage: Eukaryota; Viridiplantae; Streptophyta; Magnoliopsida; Solanales; Solanaceae
Product: kinesin-like protein KIN-7C, mitochondrial
Exons: 3
Coding region: 283-729 (148 amino acids)
Biological process (GO): microtubule-based movement
Molecular function (GO): ATP binding; microtubule motor activity; microtubule binding
Source: RefSeq, a predicted model, not a curated record
ACUUUUUAACCUUAUUAUAAGAGGAAAAUGAUAUGACAAAGACAAAGUCAUAAGAGACGAAAAAAGAAUCCUCCCAUUUUGAACUAAACGGUCCGGGGUCCCCAGGCCGGAGAUCAUAACGUCAGAAGGUUAUUUUCGUCAUUUCAAUCGUCAAAAGAUUUUGAAGACCCGCUUAAAUAGAUAGAAUCAUAGUAACAACUAACAAGUGUAUUUCUGGAGGGAUAUACAAAGGGCGGCAAAAUUUCGCCGGCCAGCGCGUGAGUUACACACGCUCUAUUUUCGAUGUCUUCCAGGUAUCUCCGAUCAUCAUUAUCGCCGUUACGGUCUCGGAAACCGCCUACGCCGCCUCCGCAGUCGUCUUCCUCCAAACGGCCUACUACUACGGUUUCGGCUGCGCCGGCGAAAGCAUCUCUUUCUCCGAGUUUGGAGUGUACACCGGAAUCUUCUGGAAAGAGUAAGGAGAAUGUGACUGUUACCGUUAGGUUUCGUCCGCUCAACGCUCGAGAGAUUGGGAAAGGGGAUGAGUUGGCUUGGUAUGCUGAUGGAGAUUAUACAGUUCGCAAUGAGAACAGUUCCAAAAUUGCUUAUAGUUUUGAUAGAGUUUUUGGUCCUGCAACAACUACACGCCAUGUUUAUGAUGUUGCAGCUCGGCAUGUGGUGGGUGGUUCCAUGGAAGGAAUUAAUGGUAGUUAUUCCUGUAUAUAUGUUAAAUUUAACUUGCAACUUUAGAACUGGAGCAGAGACAUAAUACAUUGUCUCCAUCUUUAGUUUUGGUAUCUUAAAUAGAAAUUAAAGAGAAUGGUGUCUCA